CGGAAGUACCUCCCUUCUGCAUCCGGCUUCAUUCACAACAUCCAAGAUGUCUGCCGCCAUCGGUUCCCUCGUUUCGUACGGUAGCGACUCUGAUUCGGAAAACGAGCCGGAAUCCAACACCGGUGCCGAGAAAGUGGAGCUAGUGACCCCGGACGCGACAGCUCACCUGAAGCCGCUGCAGUCCGGGAAGACGAUGACUCUGGCUGUCCUCAACUCAGCGCCCGAAGUCGCCGUUAAGGAGGCUGUGUUGACCGGCACACACCUGGACCCUUCACUGAAAGAAGUCACCUACAAUCCCACGUUUGAAACUAUGUUUGCACCAGAGUUUGGGCCAAUGAACCCAUUUAAAAGCCAGCAGAUGGCCGCCCCCAGGAACAUGUUAUCUGGCUACGCAGAGCCUGCUCACCUCAAUGACUUCAUGUUUGAACAGCAAAGGAGGACCUUCUCCACCUACGGUUAUGCUCUAGAUCCAUCUGUCGACACACACCAUUCAUCCUCUAACACCUACAUCGGUGCAGUUGAAGAGGCUGAGAAAAAUAAAGGGCUAACUGUGUUCGAGAGUGGACCUAAGAAGACAGAGAAAAGGAAAAAGGUGAAGGGUGGAGAUGCAGAAGAAAUCGAUAACUUCCUUGGACCUUGGGCGAAAUAUGCAGAUGAGAAAGAUGGGGCCAAACCAUCAGAGGACGAGCAGAAAGAGCUGGAUGAGAUCACAGCCAAGAGGCAGAAGAAGGGAAGGAAUGAGGAAGAGGCUCCUGCAGAAGAGAAGACCAUUCUCCAUGUUAAAGACAUGUAUGAUUACCAGGGCAGGUCAUACCUCCACGUCCCACAGGAUGUGGGCAUCAACCUGCGUUCUGCAGAGGCUCCAGACAAGUGUUACCUGCCUAAGAAGCAGAUUCAUGUCUGGUCUGGACACACCAAGGGUGUCAGCGGCAUCCGACUGUUUCCGAACUCUGGUCAUCUGCUGCUGUCUUGCUCCAUGGACUGUAAGAUCAAGCUAUGGGAAGUGUACAGCGAGAGGAGAUGUAUAAGGACAUUUAUUGGCCACAGCAAAGCAGUGCGAGACAUUUGCUUUAACAACACCGGGACCCAGUUCCUCAGCGCCGGCUAUGACCGCUACCUUAAACUCUGGGACUCUGAAACAGGGCAAUGUAUCUCCCGCUUCACCAACAGGAAGGUACCGUACUGCGUCAAGUUCAACCCAGACGAAGACAAACAGAACCUUUUUGUGGCCGGGAUGUCGGAUAAGAAGAUUGUUCAGUGGGACAUCAGGACAGGGGAGGUGGUUCAGGAGUACGACCGUCACCUGGGAGCCGUCAACACCAUCACCUUCGUCGACGAGAACCGUCGGUUUGUCAGCACAUCAGACGACAAGAGCCUUCGAGUGUGGGAGUGGGAUAUCCCCGUGGACUUCAAGUACAUCGCUGAACCCAGUAUGCACUCCAUGCCAGCUGUUACACUCUCUCCCAACGGUAAAUGGCUAGCGUGCCAGUCUAUGGACAACCAGAUUUUGAUCUUCGGAGCCCAAAACCGUUUCAGACUGAACAAGAAGAAAGUCUUCAAAGGCCACAUGGUGGCCGGUUAUGCCUGCCAAGUGGACUUCUCCCCCGACAUGAGUUAUGUGGUGUCAGGAGAUGCGGACGGAAAGCUGAACAUUUGGGAUUGGAAGACUACCAAACUUUACCACAGGAUCAAGGCUCACGACAAGGUGUGCAUAAGCGCCCUGUGGCACCCACAUGAAACCUCCAAGGUCAUCACAUGCGGUUGGGACGGACAAAUCAAACUCUGGGACUAAAUCUGUCCUGGUGGGCGUUUGCGUGUUUGUUUGGGAAGGGAGGGCGGGGUUCUAGGAAAUAAUGGACAGAACUGAACUGGUUCACUAAAGAGAGACGGAAAGGGGACUGGUUGUCCCAUGGAUUUUGUAAAAAGCCACAGGACUGGUAUCCAGUCUUAUUGUAGCAGUGUAUUUUUGUAUCCUGUCGCGAGAGCUCAAAUAUGUACUCAUGUAAUAUCUGUACAAAGAUGAACACAAGAACGCAUUCUUUUAAAAAUUUCUACUGCAGAAAUCAUAUUGGAGGGAGUACCAUGGCUUUUUCUUUUAAUAAGUGUUUUGUUAUUUUAAUUUGCAAUGUCCUGUGUAGAGACCUCUGUAAUCUUUAAAAAUUCUUAAUUUUUCAAUCGUCUCUUUGUGGAAAUAAACAUUCUUUAAAUUUUGUCUCCUUCAGAAAACUAA
Messenger RNA from Larimichthys crocea (large yellow croaker), 2230 nucleotides. It is a transcript of the gene cdc40, whose product is annotated as cell division cycle 40 homolog (S. cerevisiae). Lineage: Eukaryota; Metazoa; Chordata; Actinopteri; Sciaenidae. The record is from RefSeq and is a predicted model, not a curated record. Gene Ontology annotation, cellular component: catalytic step 2 spliceosome. The coding region runs from base 47 to 1792 and encodes 581 amino acids. The transcript has 15 exons. Gene Ontology annotation, molecular function: protein binding; mRNA binding. Gene Ontology annotation, biological process: mRNA splicing, via spliceosome.